Acomys russatus (golden spiny mouse) is the source of this 782-nucleotide messenger RNA. RefSeq names its product protein BEX2-like. The transcript is spliced from 2 exons. Gene Ontology annotation, biological process: signal transduction. Lineage: Eukaryota; Metazoa; Chordata; Mammalia; Rodentia; Muridae. Gene Ontology annotation, molecular function: signaling receptor binding. Gene Ontology annotation, cellular component: cytoplasm; nucleus. The record is from RefSeq and is a predicted model, not a curated record. The coding region runs from base 153 to 539 and encodes 128 amino acids.
GUGGAGUGCAAGGGGUUCCGGUGCUGUACUGAGCUCCGCGCCGACUGGCUUCCAUCCCACUCUGUUUGCAGGUCUACUAGACAAGAGUCCAGGCGACACUUCUAGCAGCGAGAACUGAGAGGACUACUCAACAAGGGAUAGGCCCAGGAGAAAUGGAGUCCAAAGAUCAAGGAGUCAAAAACCUCAACAUGGAAAAUGACCACCAGGAAAAGGAGGAGAAAGAAGAAAAGCCGCAAGACGCUAACAAAAGGGAGGCACCUGUGGCCGGGCCUUCCGAUUUGGAAAGCAGUGUGCCUAGAGGAAGUCGCAGGCGGUUCCGCGUUAGGCAGCCCAUCUCGCACUAUAGAUGGGACCUGGUGCAUAGGGCUGGAGAGCCCCAGGCAAGGAUGAGAGAUGAGAACGCGGAAAGGCUUGGGGAGGAUGUGAGAAGGCAGCUCAUGGAGAAGUUAAGGGGAAGGCAGCUGAGCCAUAGUAUGCGGGCGGUUAGCACUGACCCGCCUCACCAUGACCAUCACGAUGAGUUUUGCCUUAUGCCCUAGAGUCCUGAGGUUUUCUCUGAAGAUGAUAUGGGGACCCCUGACUCUAAAACGUAAAUUUUGUCAUGUACUGCUGUAAAUUUUUUGAUGUUACUUGUUCCCAUGGGUCUCCACGUCUGCCAGCUUUUAAUUGAAACUUGUGUCUUUGACUCAGUCUUAAAAUUUUUUUUGUUAGCAGAAUUUAUCUAAUGCAUGGAAAGAUGCUCAUUAUAUAUUGUGAAGCUAAUAAAGCAGAUUUAAAAGGCA